AUGGGUCCGCUCACGCUCUUUCGAAACAUCUACGACCUCGACACGCUCGACACGCGCUUCACCAGCUCUUCCCAGGUGCCUUACCAGACCGUCAUCGACGCCCGAAGCGAUCCUGCCACGAGCCGUCUGAAACCCGCAAAAGCACCGCCGUCCAAAUGGAGGAGCCUUGAGUUCUUCUUCUACUAUGCCGUUAUCCUGAUCGCCGUGCUUUGCAUGUUCUGGGUGCCGUACCAGGUGUCCCGACCUGAGGAUCCGCGCUAUGGCAAGUACGCGCACUACCUAUGGCCGGGCUGGGUCCCGGGACGGAGGAUCGACAUUUCAGACUCCCAGUACUACACGUUUCGCGGCAAUCUGCCGGCCAUGACCGCACUGCUCAUAUUCCAUCCGCUGCUACGCAAAGGCUGGAACGCUGUGUUCCCGGCCAGCGACAAGAAGGAGAAGAGCGGCGGCCGGUUGGAGCAACGAGCGUCCUUUGACUUCGCAUUCGCCAUCCUGUUCCUGUUCAUCUUGCACGGCGUCUCUGCAUUCAAGAUCAUCGUGAUUCUCAACAUCAACUACCGGCUGGCCACCCAGUUGCCGCGCCGUUACAUCCCGUUCGGGACUUGGGCGUUCAAUGUCCCAUUGCUGUUUGCCAACGACAUUUGCAACGGAUACCGCUUCCGAGACAUUGCCUACUACGUCGCGCCGCCGCUGCAAGAGUGGGGUGGCUGGCUAGACAGCUACGGCGGUAUCAUGAGUCGCUGGGACAUCCUCUUCAACAUUACCAUCCUGCGGCUCAUCAGCUUCAACAUGGACUACUACUGGAGCCUUGGCAAGAGUCACGCCAGCUCCAUCGAGAAGAAGCAGCUCAAUCCGGCUGAGCUCUCGGAACGUGACCGCGUUUCCAUCUCGGCCAACGCGCACGACUAUACGUGGAGGAACUUUGUUGCGUAUGCCAUCUAUGCCCCGCUCUACCUCGUGGGGCCGAUCCUCACCUUCAACGACUACAUUUCGCAGUCGAAGCACAAGGUGGCCAGCAUUGAACGUCCGCGCACCAUCCGUUAUGCGAUUCGCUUCAUCCUCGUUCUUCUCACCAUGGAGCUGCUACUCCACUUCAACUACGUGAAUGCGAUUAGCAAAAACAACCCAGAUUGGGGCUCCUACACAGCGGCACAACUCAGCCUACUGUCGUUUAUGAACCUGCACAUUAUCUGGCUCAAGUUGCUGCUCCCAUGGCGGCUGUUCAGGCUGUGGUCCUUGGUCGACGGCAUCGACCCGCCCGAGAACAUGGUUCGUUGCGUGAGCAACAACUAUAGUACCCAACUCUUCUGGCGGUCGUGGCAUCGCUCGUACAACCGCUGGAUUGUCCGGUACAUCUAUGUGCCUCUGGGUGGAUCGUCCUUCCGGACGUGGCAGUCGACCUUGCGCUCCAUUUUUACGUAUCUGCUCUCGUUUACAUUUGUCGCGCUGUGGCACGAUAUCCAGAUGAGGCUUCUCAUCUGGGGCUGGUUGAUUGUGCUAUUCAUGGUCCCGGAAUGGGUUGCUGCGUGGCUCUUCCCAAAGCACAAAUGGGAAAGCCGCCCAACAGAGUACCGGAUGCUCUGCUGCGUAGGAGCCGUGGGCAACGUUCUCAUGAUGAUUUCGGCGAAUCUCGUGGGGUUUGCGCUAGGCCUGGAUGGCCUGGAGGUCAUUGUGAAGAGUAUUCUGCACACUUGGUCAGGUGUCAUGUUCAUAAUGAUUUCUUGCGGGUGCCUCUUCACAGGCAUUCAAGUCAUGUUCGAGGUCCGGGAAACGGAAAAGCGAAAAGGCGUGGCUCUCAAAUGUUGA
Molecule: messenger RNA, 1806 nt
Organism: Emericellopsis cladophorae
Lineage: Eukaryota; Fungi; Ascomycota; Sordariomycetes; Hypocreales; Bionectriaceae
Product: Glycerol uptake protein-like protein
Exons: 3
Coding region: 1-1806 (601 amino acids)
Biological process (GO): GPI anchor biosynthetic process
Cellular component (GO): endoplasmic reticulum
Source: RefSeq, a predicted model, not a curated record